Cylicostephanus goldi is the source of this 480-nucleotide messenger RNA. The record is from the annotation of a GenBank genome assembly. NCBI's taxonomy places the organism in Eukaryota, Metazoa, Nematoda, Chromadorea, Rhabditida, Strongylidae.
UUGGUAGCCAUAUGCUUAUGUUCGCUAUGUUCGACGGAGACAAAGGAUGUUGCUCUUCCAGCACAAAUUGAUGUCAAAGAUCACGACUUUGCGGAAGACAUCGCCAAAGGGCCUUACAAGCAGCAUAAAGCCAACCAAUUAGUCACUUUGGUACACUUGUUAGAGGACACGCUAUCUCAGAUGCUGUCUAAGCACAAAUACAUGAAAAUGGACAUAUUGUCUGUCCACAAGGAUUACAUGGGCAAAGGUUUGGGCAAAGAGCUAAAUCGACGAGCCAUGCAGACUGCGCAAGCCGAGGGAUGUGAAUACAUAGCGACUGCUGCGACUGCAGCUGGUUCGCAAGCGAUUUUCACCAAGUCCGGUUGGAAGAUUCUCUACGAGGUUCCCUAUCCAAGCUAUUGCGAAAAUGGCAAUCCAGUGUUUCAAAAUCUCCACGACGGUUGUCAGAGUGCGAAGGCCAUGGCCGCAAAGUUGUACUAA